AUGCUUCAGUUGUUUUAUUCUUUGAUUUCCACACCUCUUGCCCUUGUUGGCCGCCAUCUGUUUGAAAAAUGUCUGUUGAUGCCAAUUUUAUUAUUUAUUCAAUUAUAUUAUUUAUUCAAUAACAGAGUCUCUGAUAACCAAAGAGCUCAAGAUGCGAUUAACGUCACUUUAUUCCACUGGGGAAUUCACGGUUGGAUUGUCUAUGCGGUUGUGGGACUUGCACUGGGUAUGGUGUCUCACAGACAGGGAUUGCCAAUGACAAUACGUUCGUGCUUCUAUCCUCUUCUUGGUGACCGGAUCUUUGGCAUCAUGGGAGAUAUCAUCGAGAUAGUCGCAAUUGUAUCGACCAUGUUUGGCGUUUGUGCCAGUCUCGGUGCUGGAGCAAUGACCAUGAAUUCGGGUUUAAAUCAACUUAAUGAUUCCAUUGAAAUGAACACGGCCAACCAAACAAUUGUCAUCUGGGUAAUUACGUUCUUCGCCACCAUGUCUGUUGUGUCUGGUCUCAGGCUUGGCAUUCGUCGACUGAGUGAAAUCUGUUUCGUUCUUGGUAUAUUUAUCAUGUUAAUAAUCUUAUUCUGUGGCGAAACAUUCUUCCUCCUUAAUCUUUAUGUACAAAGCAUAGGCUACUACAUUCAAAAUGUAAUCCAGCUUGGCUUCCAUACUGAUGCCUACGCUCAACUGGGCAACGCUCCAGACAAGAAAGAAGAUCCUCAAUGGAUGCAUAAUUGGACCAUCGCAUACUGGGGAUGGUGGAUAUCAUGGUCACCGUUUGUUGGAAUGUUUAUUGCGAAGAUAUCUAAAGGAAGAACAGUACGAAAUUUCAUCAACUCCACCCUCACAGCACCCAUCAUGUUCACCUUUUUGUGGUUUGUCGUAGUUGGUGGUUCUGGUAUAAAUAUGGAACGUGAAGCAGCUCUAAAGGGCAUUGAAUGCGAUUCCCGUCUCGGUGGUGGAAACUCAACUGAACCACUCGAAGGAUUGUAUCGACUACAUUGUCGUGGACAAAGUCAAAUGUAUUUUGAUUUAAUCCAGCAAUAUGGCGGUGUCGUUGGAAAAUUCCUUCGGCUUCUUUCGUUGGUCAGCAUUCUCUUGUACUUCGUGACAAGUUCCGAUAGUGGCUCCCUCGUGAUUGAUUGUCUCUCGGCCAAUGGCAGUCCAGAUCCUCCGGUCACUCAACGUGUGUUCUGGGCGCUGACCGAAGGUGCUACUGCUACUGCCUUACUCACAGCUGGUGGGAAACGAGCUAUUGAUGCUGUCCUUGCUGCUGCCGUUGCUUCUGGUCUGCCAUUUGCCCCAAUCUUGUCCCUCCUCUGUGUCGCAUUGUGGAGAAUAUUUAAAUCCGAAUACGGCGAUGUCAACGACAACGAGAAGGAAUUCCAUGCUGGACUGCUCGAAGUUAUCGAUAAUCCAUCAACAAGAAACUGUCAACGAAUCUUACUCGCCAUCGUAGCUCCAUGGUGGCCUGCUGGCCGUGCCGCGGGGAAGCUCUACAACAAACAUCCAUGGCGGUACAUGCUUAUCAUGGCAGUAUUGUUCUACACAUGGUUCCUCCUAAUCAUGCUUUAUCAUGUUGAAGAAAACUUGAUGUUUGUCGGUUGGGCUGUUCUCUGUGGUUUCUUCGCAUACGUCGUGGGGAUACGAAGUUCGAUUCGACAGUUCAGUGGAAUUCAAGGUAACCUAGUAGAAGAUGCUUUGACGAUGCUAGUUUAUUUCCUUGCGGUUGAUCAAUUGGAUAAACACAUGUCCAUUGAACUAAGGCAGAAGAAGAAUGAUCCACAACCUCUGAUGGAGUUUAAUAACAAAAACAGCAGCAAUAGCAGCGCGGAGGAGAUCAAGAUAGAAAUGCCAAAUGAUUCCGAGGCUGGAAAGUGUUUAGUUCAAAACAACACAUACGUUUGA
This is a messenger RNA of Paramuricea clavata, 1899 nucleotides long. Lineage: Eukaryota; Metazoa; Cnidaria; Anthozoa; Malacalcyonacea; Plexauridae. The record is from the annotation of a GenBank genome assembly.